Acanthoscelides obtectus is the source of this 261-nucleotide messenger RNA. The record is from the annotation of a GenBank genome assembly. NCBI's taxonomy places the organism in Eukaryota, Metazoa, Arthropoda, Insecta, Coleoptera, Chrysomelidae.
AUGGCUGUAACUAAAGAAUCCACGGAUGGAUUUAUAGAAGUCCCUCAGAUAUUUUCUGUGCAUCCAACUAAUGUCUUGAUUCCGCCUCCACUGAUUCCAAAAUCUCCUCCAGCAAUGCAGCUUGGACCGCUGACACCUCAUACAUUUUAUCCGACACCUCCUUUCAUGGUUAAACAAGUCAUUAAAGCUUUGGUGUUGAGAAAGUUACCAAAACCUAUACGAAUUGAACCGUCUGUUUUAAGCAAUGUUGAAUCCAUAUAA